Nicotiana tabacum (common tobacco) is the source of this 2415-nucleotide messenger RNA. The record is from RefSeq and is a predicted model, not a curated record. NCBI's taxonomy places the organism in Eukaryota, Viridiplantae, Streptophyta, Magnoliopsida, Solanales, Solanaceae.
AUGAUGAAUAUCAGAAGGAGAGUUUAUCUCGAUGUUCCUAGCUUCUCAAAUGAUUCUACAUCAUUCUCUGCAUCAGUCGGUCAAGGAUCUCACAACAGGAACUUUCUUCAAAAGGUUCAAUUUGAGCCCAAGAGGCAACCCACAUCAACUGUUUCAUGUAAAUACUGUAAGAAGACUGGGCAUACAGUUGAUAAAUGCUACAGGUUACAUGGAUUUCCUCAAGAUUUUAAGUUUACAAAGAAUAGGAAAGGUUCAACUUCAUGUGUUCAGAAUACAGAUGUUCCAACUCAACUUGGGAGUUCUUCUUCUUCAUCUCAUGGCUUCACUAAGGAACAAUAUCAGCAGAUCAUGUCCUUGAUUCAGCAUGCUCAUGUCACAGCUCCUCUAGUCUCUACUAGUUUCAACUAUGAGAGCUCUUUUAGUGAAAAUGCUGCUUAUGCCAAUUUUGCAGACUUAGGUGCAACAAACAACAUGACACCGCACAAACAUUUUCUUCACAAUCUACAACCAUUAUUUGCUCCCUUUCUAAUUACUCUACCUAAUGGGUACAAAGUGAAAGUUAUAUCUACUGGUUCUUUACAUUUAAGACAUGAUAUUACUUUACACAAUGCCCCUUCUCUGAAGAGGCCGUUGAAAAUUGGUAAAGCUGCAAAAGGGCUAUACUUUCUGCAUCCUGAUGCUUCACUAAUUCCAGUCUCUUGCUCUAAUUCUCCUGCAAUUAGUUCUUUCAUUCCUGUAAAUAAGUGUAAUUCCAUUGUCAAUUUUGUUUCUCAUUGUGCUAGUAAUUCUGUUUCUAUUCCUACUUUGGAAAAUCAUAGUGCUUCUUGUAUUUCUCCCAAUACUGGCAAUAAAACUGAUGCAUUUGUUUCCAUGGUUAAGAUCAAUUUUCAUUCUAAUGUUCAGACAUUCAGGUUCCCUUCAAACAUUUUGAUGCAUAUUUCUCCUUUUGAAAAACUUCAUGGUAAUCCUCCUUCUUACUCCCACUUAAGAUAUUUUGGAUACCUAGCUUAUGCAUCUUCUCCCAAUCCUGGUAGGGACAAGUUCCAACCUAGAUCUAUUACAGCUGUUUUUCUAGGCUAUCCUUGUGGAAAGAAGGGCUACAAGCUCCUUAACUUGGAUUCUCAUUCAGUUUUUUGCUCCAGAGAUGUGCCACUUGUAUCCUCCUCUCCUCACCUUGAUUCUUCUUCAUCUCCUCCUCCUGCUUCUCCUUCAAUUUCUCCUUCUCUUUCUUCUUCUUCUACCUCACCUCUUCUUGUCAGAAAGUCCUCCAGAACUAUCAAUCCCCCUUCCUAUCUCUCAGAUUAUGUAUGUUCCCAUGUUCAGUCCUCUGCACCUGUUUCUUCUUUUACCAAGCUAUCUACUUCUGACAUCCAUGCACAUGAGCCUCAAUACUAUCAACAUGCAGCCUCUCAUCCUGCUUGGCAAGAAGCCAUGUUGAAGGAAUUUGAGGCAUUGGAUGCCAACCACACUUGGGAUGUAAUUGCUCUUCCCCCUCACAAGAAAGCUAUCCCUUGUUACACAGCCAGCAAAAAUGAUUACUCAUUGUUCACUAAGGUUUAUGAUGGUUCAUUAGUGGUUCUUGCUGUAUAUGUUGAUGAUAUCCUCCUUGCUGGGGAUAACCUAUCUGAGUUGGAUGCCUUGAAGGCUUUUCUGGAUGCCCAAUUUAAGAUCAAGGAUCUGGGAUGUGUUCAUUAUUUUUUGGGGCUCGAGAUCACUUCUCAUCCUACUGGUUAUCUUGUGAAUCAACUCAAAUAUGCCUCAGAUUUAUUGGCAGAAUUCAGUUGUCAACAUUUUUCACUAGUUGUUACUCAUCUUGAUCCUUCUCUCAAGCUCUUAGUUGAUGUGGAUGCACCUCUUGCUGAUGUUGGUCUUCAUGUUCUUCGAUACAUUAUGAAUGAUCCUGCACAAGGCAUUCUUCUAUCUCAUGCUGCUGAUUUUUCUCUUAAAGCCUAUUCAAAUUCUGAUUGGGCAGCUUGUGCUAACUCUAGAAAAUUAGUAACUAGGUUUUUCAUUACACUUGGGGAUAGCCCCAUAUCUUGGAAGAGCAAGAAGCAACCCACGAUCUCUCUAUCAUCUGCUGAGGCUGAAUAUAGGGCCCUUCGAAUGGUUGUAGCUGAGUUGUCCUGGCUCCAUCUCCUUUUGGCUAUUCUUGGAUUAUCUAUUUUUACUCCCAUACCUGUGUUCUGUGAUAGUAUGGCUGCCCUCCACAUUGCUAAGAAACCUGUCUUCCACGAACGCACAAAACAUAUUGAGGUCGAUUGUCAUUUCGUUAGAGAUUGUCUAUUUGAUGGUAUCAUCUCUUUACACUUUAUCUCCACAGGCCAGCAACUUGCAGAUAUUCUGACUAAUCCUUGUAUGGUGCUACCCACAGAUCUCUUUUGUCCAAGCUUGGGGUGUUCUCACCCUCCAUCUUGA